Molecule: messenger RNA, 4452 nt
Organism: Drosophila sechellia
Lineage: Eukaryota; Metazoa; Arthropoda; Insecta; Diptera; Drosophilidae
Product: NHL repeat-containing protein 2
Exons: 3
Coding region: 763-2631 (622 amino acids)
Molecular function (GO): protein binding
Source: RefSeq, a predicted model, not a curated record
AUCAAUGUGUUAUUCAUAAGCUUCAAUAACCUUCACGUGUGUAUGAACAAUAAUCAAGGGGCGUUGUACUUACAAUAUGUGUGACGUUUUGCAAUAUCUAGUUUUUUUUAUGAUAUUUUAUUGUAUUCUCCGCUUGACUAGGUCUGCUAUAGCUGUUGUGUUUCUCCUUUUAAUAUCGUGUGUUUUAGAUUUGGUUGUCCGCUUGUUAUAUUGUGCGUUUUAGAUUUAGUUGUCUCCUUUAGAUACCGUAGGUUUUAGGUUUAAUUGGGAGCCAAUUUUGGUUAAUAUAUUUGACCAUAUUUAUUUGUGUAGGUAUAAAAAUUAUAAUUGAAUUUUUGCGGUCUGCACUUAAUUAGGCGAAUUCGUAUGUUUGUGCGUGAUGAUGACCGACGCGUCUUAUCUCAAAAUAUCAGCAGAGCUUAGCUCUCCUCCCGAAAGUUGCGAUACUCUUACAUCAAGGCGGGCAUAAGCAAUAUAUGAACUGCUGCAAGCAUACAAAAGCAGUAGUGGAGAAAAUGAAAAGGCUAGGACAAUUGUCAAGUUCCUUGAGCGAUGGAAUGACGAUAUCUCCAUUGCGAAACUCAAGGGUCUCACUGUUGAAUUUGAAUCAGGUAAAAGGAAAUUCUACUUAUCAAUCCUUCAUAUUAUUAAUUCUUUACUUCAGAUUUAGAGUGGUUCAAUGUAAGUUGUCCCUUAUCGAUAACAGGAUUGCAAGGAAAAGUUAUCAUACUAGACUUUUUCACAUAUUGCUGCAUUAAUUGUAUGCAUGUAUUGCAAGAGUUGCACUUAUUGGAAGAACGCUUUCCAAUAGAAAGUGGUGUUGUAGUAAUCGGUGUUCACAGUCCUAAGUUUGAAAAUGAACGCAAUGCGGCAAACAUUAUGUCCGCUGUACAACGAUAUGGAAUAUCACAUCCGAUUGUUAAUGAUUCACGAUCUGGAAUGUGGCGCGCUAUUGGCAUUCGUUGCUGGCCUUCUCUGUUGAUUCUAAGCCCGUCUGGUGUUCCCAUGAUGUUAUUAAUGGGCGAAGGGCAUGGAAAAUUCCUACAGGAUUUUUUUUCUUCUGCCCUAUCGUUUUUUAGCCGUCAGGGUAUAAUUGACCAUAGGGGUUUACCUAUAAAAUUAUUUCGUGAUUUUCAACCAGCAUCUAACUUGCGUUUUCCCGCAAAGAUCGUUCGAAGCCCUAAUGGCCAGUAUGCUAUUGCUGAUACGGGGAACAACAGGGUGCUUGUGCUUACAGCAGGCGGUGUGGUACAGCACAGAAUUGGAGGACACCAGCCUGGUUUCGUGGAUGGAAACCUUACAGUAGCACGGUUUAAUAAUCCUCAAGGCAUUGCAUUUCUUAAUGAAAACGUUUUGAUUGUAGCUGACACUAAAAACCACGCCGUUCGGCAGAUCUCUCUAACAAAUGCAAUAGUGGAAACUCUUGCCGGCACAGGAAUUCAGGGAAAUGAACGAAUAGGUGGACGUCUAGGUCCAUUGCAGCCACUGUCGUCACCGUGGGAUGUUGCCAUAUUUCGAACGAGGGACAUGGAUAUGUCCUUUCAUCUUGAUGAACGUAACAUACCAGAAAAAACAAUUAUCCUUAUAUCCAUGGCAGGCACCCACCAGAUUUGGGGCUAUUUUCCUGAAGGAAUUAUUUGGUGGAAAUUUCGUAAAUUUGAGCCUUGCUGCUGUGUCUCACUAAUAGGAAACGGUUUGGAAGAAAACCGUAAUAAUUCUUACCCACAGAACGCUGCAUUCGCACAGCCAUCUGGCCUGGCUAUAGCGGGAGACGUUUUAUAUAUAGCUGACAGCGAAAGCUCUAGCAUACGCAAAGCUUCUAUGAUAGAUGGAAAGGUGAUGCCCGUCGUCGGAGGAGAUCGAAACCCUCUUAAUUUAUUUGCAUUUGGCGACAUUGACGGUAGACUAUUCAGCGCGAAACUCCAACAUCCGUUAGGAGUGACUUUCAAUGAUGCCAAUAACAGACUCUAUGUUGCUGAUACCUAUAAUCAUAAAAUCAAAAUUAUAGACAUCGAUUCAAAUGAUAUAUCUACUCUACAAAUUAAGAGCCAAGAAAAUACUAACCUGAUUUUAAACGAGCCCGCCGGACUGUGCUUGGAUGCCAGCGGAAAAAACUUGUUGGUAGCUGAUACCAAUAACCAUUUAAUACAUAUAAUAGAUUUGGUAACGCUUAUAGCACAACCGUUUGGUUUAGAUUUCAGACAAAUAGCGUCCGCUAGUGAAAUUGAUGCGCCACAAGAUAUACAAAAGGCUACAGAAAAUAAUAUAAUUAAAACAUUGCCUCUUGAUUUAAUUAAACCAAGUAAAAUUUUUUUUAAUCUACGACUUUCGCCCAUAUUUAACUUUACGAAGGAAGCUCCUCAAAAAUGGAUACUGAAAACUGUAUGUCAAUCUGUAAUAGUAAAUCCAUCGUCUGGAACUCUAGUUGAUGGGAUGUGCCACAUGCAGGUGCAGGCAACUAGGCCUGAUUUUAUGUGUGAAAGCAGUCAAAUAUUUACCAUCGAAUUCGUAUUAAAUUUAUGCCUCUCAAAUUGUUGCCUAGUAAAAAAAAUUACAGUUUCUAUAAAAUGCGAUGACAUACCAGAAGAAUAUAUAUCCAUCCAUAACGUAAAUAUUGACAUUGAACAAUAAAACAUGUUUUAAUAGAAAAGUUUUGCAUAUAUCAAUGAUAAUGUUUCGGUAUGUACAUUCAUAUCCUUUACACUCAGUGUUCGGAUAGUUGUUUUAAAUAAUUUAUUACCGUAGAGUAAUAAGUUAUAUUGGUUUCGUUUCAAAAAGUACCUAGUCGACAUAAGUAUUUUGACAAAAUAAACACUAAACAUUUUGUCAGUGAAUCUAUUAAAUGACUUGAUAUGACUAUUUUUUUUAAAGUAAGAACUAUAAACUUAAGAAUUAACAAACGAAUAUUUAUUCAUUGAAACUUAAAAGGAUAUAAGCAAUUUAACAAAAUAUGAUUUUUUGUAUCGGCAUAAGUAUUUUGAGAAUCCUUAAUACCAAAUAAAAGGUUAAAUGUUGCUGAGUAUGGGAACAAUUAAUAAAACAUAUCCUCCUUUGGCAUAAAUAACUUUUUGGAGUCGGUCCGUUACGGAAUCCACCAAAUUGUGAAGGAGUUCCAAAGGGAACUGAUCUCAGAAAUCGUUUCCUCUCGAGUUUUGUGUAACUAAAUUGUUCUUUUGAGUCUUGAAAGAGACUAGAUGUUCCAAUUAAUACUUAAAUCUGGACUUUCAGGUGGCCAGUUCAAGACGGUGACUCCAACAUCCUUAAAAAAGUACGUUAUUAUUCGUGCUUUGUGGCAUGGAGCAUAAUCUUUCUGCAGGAUAAAUGAUCCCCGAGCAGUCUAUCUCCAGAAGGAAAUGCAUUUUCGUUUAGAGUCGUCAAAUAUGGCCUUUGGUUCAUCGAGCCGGAGAUAGGAUACAAGUCGCCCGACCCAUUCUAGGCAACACAUCCCUGCACCAUGACAGAGCUUUCCUCAUGGUUCACUUUCUAAGAUACGGGUCGUAUUUUUUGCUUUUUUUGAGUUGUCAAUCUGACCAAAUUUUUUUGUUUUGACGAGUUAUUAUCGAAAAAGCUUUCAACUAUCCAUAAAUUAAUUUUUGAAAUAUAUGGCACAUCCAUAGCAAUAUAUUUGUCCUCCAGUUCCCUUAUAUGUCUCCAGGCUGUGCGGUCAGACUCCACUGAGUUGCAACGGCUUGGGGUUUCGGAAGGUUUAUGCCCCGUUCUUUUUAAGUUUUUAAAAUCAUUAAGUUAAGUGUUAUUUUGUUGUGUUAACGUUUGUUGAUAACGUUUAAUAUCCAAAAAAGUUAAAUUUAAUUUUUGAUUUAUACGUGCUCAAAACCAGGAUACCAUUUACUAAAAGAGCUUGUCUAAAUGCUUGUGCCAAACAAAAAUUUAUUAUCUGCGUGUAUUGUUGUAAGUAGAAUGAAAAUGCAAUGGGUGAGCCAUUUAAAAAUUGGCAUUUUGUGUGCUAAAUAUUCAUUUUUUCAUUGCUCAUCGCCUUCGCACUGUUUGUUAACGGCAUCAAACGCAAGCGGGUUUUAAAUGAAGCAGACGAUUUUUUCAACAUAUUUAUGCCGACUAGUGUAUGUUACAAAUGAUGUAAUCUGGAGAAACAUUUUUUUUUUUUUUCAGUUUUAUUAUUUGUCUUGUAAAUAUCUAAUGAAAUAAGAAAAUCACUUUAUCCGUGUCCAGUUUUGUUCCCGCAAGCUGAAAAAGCAAACCUGUCACGCGCACAUUUUCGAAAAUUUUCAGAUUUUUGUUUGAUUUUUUUUCGCUAUGCAAAAAAAAUUUUUAAAUUUCUUUAUACCAUUUUCAAUGCGUAUCGGUUAUCUAUCAUUCUUUUUUGUUAUAUCCGUUACUAGUAGGGUGAAGGGAAUACAAGAUUCCUUAAGAAGUAUGUAAGAUGCUGAUGAUGCUGAUAAAGAAUCAAAUAUCUAAAUAAAUGACUUACUUGAA